This is a messenger RNA of Prorocentrum cordatum, 1298 nucleotides long. Lineage: Eukaryota; Dinophyceae; Prorocentrales; Prorocentraceae. The record is from the annotation of a GenBank genome assembly.
GCACACACCACGAGCCUGCGCAGGCCAUGGGGCGCGGGCGCCAGACCUACUCGAUUUGUGCGACCUGUGGUGGUUGGGUCUACGACUGGAAGCUGGAGAGGUCAGGUGGGUGGUGCAACAAGUGCCAGUCAGUCAUGCCGGGGUGGAAGUCAAUGGCCCCAGGCACGGCGGCUGCGGACAAGGGCAAGAGCACAGGCAAGGGGCCCCCCUGGCGCAAGCCGACGGCGGUCCACGGCACGCUGGCGGAGCUCAGCAGCAUGCUGGAGCGCGUCGAGUCCCUCACGGCGCAGAUGGCGCCGCAGGUGGACCUGGGGCCCGUCAAGGCGGUGCAGUCGCAGGUGCAGGCGGCUGCGGCGGCGGCGGCGCCCAAGAAGGAAGUGUCCAAGGAGCUCGAGCUGCGGCAGGCGAUCAACAAGCUCAACCGCUGCCAGCUGGAGGUGGACAGCUCCGCGGCGGCCCUGCAGGAGGCGGAGGACCACGUCCUGCAGCUGCGCACUAAGAACCAGAAGGCCAUCGAGGAUGCAGCCGACGCGGUGCUGGAGCAUAAGCGCGCGCUGGCGGCGUACCAGGCGGAGACCGUGUGCCAGGACCCCGAGCCGCCUCAGCAGGCGGACUGGCAGGCACCUGCGGUUGGGGACCUCUUCGAUGACCUGGACGAGUAUGAGGAGGAGGACAAGGCCAAGCUGGUCAAGUUCAAGGCAGACAUGGAGGCGCUGGACAAGUUGCUGCAGGCAGCGGCUGGGCAGUUUCGGAAGUUCAGCGAGCUCAAGCAGCAGGCGGACCGUUUCAGACGACAGGCACAGAAGAAGCGUAAGACCACGGAGGACGAGACCAAGAACGACGCGCAGGAGGCCCAGGAGCAGAAGCGCGAACGGAAGGAGGUCAUUGACAAGAUCAAGCAGCAGGCCGAGCACAAGGCCAGGGGCGCCAAGGCCAAGACCGCCCCCACGGCGUACAGGGACGCGGCCCAUAAGUUCAUCACGGAAGAAGGCAAGCAGAAGGACAUCAUCAUGAUGUGCGAGACGCACGUGGAUCGAGGGCGACUGGAACAGGUACGUGAAGUGGUAGCACGAGAUGGCUGGAAGCUACAGGGCACGGCGGCGGUGCCCACAAAGCGGUCUGAGAAGGGCACCACGGGGGGCGAGUUCAUAUUGGCCAGGACUCACCUCGCAUGCACUGGAUACGACCUGUUGAGGAAGCGCAUCGUGGACAACGGAGACGUCGACCCGUUCAGGGGCUUCGCGGCGCUCAACGUCCACACGCGCUCGGGCAACGUCAUCCUGAUCUCGGCCUACCUG